AUGGCAAACAAGAUUGAAUUCAUUGAUUCAUUUGCGAAAUACUGGAAAGAGAAAGUUGGAGUCGAUGUACUGCUUAAAGCAGGGGACCAAACAGAUCCUAUCCCUGCUCACAAAAUCAUCUUGGCUGCAUCAUCGGAGGUGCUUAAGCAGAUGAUUGAUUCAACUUCAUCAGCAAGUGAUCCAAUCACUUUUUCAGAGAUGACUCACGAUGAGCUAUAUAUACCUUUACUGAGUUCAUGUACAAAGGUUACCUUUCGGAUUCAAAACUGUUGA
Molecule: messenger RNA, 273 nt
Organism: Arabidopsis thaliana (thale cress)
Lineage: Eukaryota; Viridiplantae; Streptophyta; Magnoliopsida; Brassicales; Brassicaceae
Product: BTB/POZ domain protein
Exons: 2
Coding region: 1-273 (90 amino acids)
Biological process (GO): protein ubiquitination
Source: RefSeq, marked reviewed